Messenger RNA from Vicia villosa (hairy vetch), 680 nucleotides. RefSeq lists its product as uncharacterized. Gene Ontology annotation, molecular function: RNA-DNA hybrid ribonuclease activity; nucleic acid binding. The record is from RefSeq and is a predicted model, not a curated record. Bases 54 to 500 code for a protein of 148 amino acids. Lineage: Eukaryota; Viridiplantae; Streptophyta; Magnoliopsida; Fabales; Fabaceae. The transcript has 6 exons.
UUCAUUUACAAGAAUCAGAGCAAGAAUUGGAGUUGAAAAGAGAGAGAGAAAUCAUGAGUCGUAGAAACCAGCGAUUUUAUACCCUUCAGUUCGAUGGUGCAUGCAGUGGAAACCCUGGACCAGCUGGUGCAGGAGCUGUCCUGCUUGAUCAAGAUGGGAGUCUGCUGUAUCGUUUCCGCGAAGGGCUGGGAUAUCAAACAAACAAUGCUGCUGAGUAUCGCGCAUUAAUUUUAGGACUGGAGCAAGCGAUAAAGAAAGGAUGUGUGAACAUCAAUGUCCAAGGAGACUCUCAGCUUGUUAUCAAUCAGUUUCAAGGUUCCUGGAGAAUUAACAAUCCGCAUCUAAGGAGCUUAUGUGAUGAAGCUUUGGAGCUGAGGGAUAACUUUCGCUCAUUUAGCAUUCAGCACAUUUCUAGGGACUCUAACACUAGAGCUGAUGCUCAAGCAAACCGGGCCAUUUCUCUCCAAGAGGGUAAAGUUGAAGAAGAUCGUCUCUGUUAAUGAUCAUCUUGAAAGCAUGCUACUGUCAAAAACUAUUGGAAACUAUUUUACAUUUCUGUCUGGCAAUUUAGUAUGUCAAAAGUCAAAUGCUAUUAGCAAUAUUGUCAAUUUGCAUAUGCCUGUUAGAAUAGAUGUUCAUGACCAUUAGCAUCUUAAGAACUUAAAAGUGUAGUUGUGAUG